GCGGAGAGGGACCAUGAUCCGCUUCCCUGCGCGUCUCCGAAGGGCAUUUGUGAUUGCCUGUCUCAUAAUUCUUGUUUGGAAGUUCCUCCUUGGCGGUGACUUUUCAGCGGCUCCGGCAACGAUAGAAUCGUAUGCGCUCGUAUUGUUGUUGAGUGUUGAGUGUGCAAAGCUGACGAGUGUCGCAGGANAUGCUGCAAGCAUCCUUGGCUGGCAAUCCUCUGAGCCCGAGGAUGAGGAUGCUUACGUUCACUUCAGUCGCAGACUAGUCCGCAUCCUGAAGGAGACCAAACCCCCGGUUGCAUCCUUGACUAAGACCAACAGUAUCUCCGCCAUCGGUUUUCAUGACAACAAAAACAAACCCUUGAAGCGACCGGACUAUGUGCCAAUCACCUCUGUUCAGGUUGAGGAAAUGCGAUUGGCACAUCGGAAUUUUGUAGACGGGGUUUCCAACUUAACCUUGCCUUACAAUACUGGAACUCGUGGUAUAGUCUCCACCGCAGGAGGAGCACACUUGCCAAUUUUCAUCGUGUCCCUCCGCAUGCUGAGGCGCUCUGGCAGUAUUCUGCCUGUCGAACUCUUCUUGCGAGCUGAUGAGGAACGCGGCGAUAACUAUCUGUUGACAUGGCCGGACUUCUGGAUUUCGUCAGCUUCCGAGAAAUUUUACAAGAUUCAAGGAAAGCCCGUACCACUGACUACAGUCAGGGCUUCAACAGAAUCGGGUCAAGUCAUCGUGUCCAAACGGACUCACUCGGCAGCACUGCUGAUCUCUGCAUACUACAACUACUAUGGACCCUCGCACUAUUACCCCUUACUCACUCNNCAAGGAGGCCCGGGUGAAGGGGACAAGGAAACGUUCUUAGCGGGCGCAGCUGCAGUUGACGCGCCUUUCUACCAGGUGUCUGAACCAGUCAGAAUCCUUGGCUAUGACGAGAAUGGAGAGCUGCGCGGAGUAGCAAUGCUGCAGUCAAAUCCUGUUGAUGACUUUGUUGCCCUGGUCAAGCCGAUGCCCUUCACCAUCCAUGCAAACUUCCCAAAGAUGGACCCUAACACUCUAUUCAAUCCGGAUGGUCCAGCUAUCAACCACCAGACUGGCGAACACCGUCGGCUAUGGGGCGACAAAGAAAAGACAAUCCAGACUUUUGGUAUGGAUGUUGAGCGGGAACUCUGGGAAGAAAUCAGACAUGUUGCUUGCACUCUUGGGGGCGUUUUUGUACAUUGGAAAGCAGAUGCACCUCGGGAGUGGAAAAAGGGAACAUGUGAAAUGGUCGAAGAGCACAUCAUCAAAGUUUUUGGUGUGGGAGACGAGGAGAACUCGUAUGGUUCUCUCGCGACA
Messenger RNA from Aureobasidium musti, 1333 nucleotides. Lineage: Eukaryota; Fungi; Ascomycota; Dothideomycetes; Dothideales; Saccotheciaceae. The record is from the annotation of a GenBank genome assembly.